AUGUUGUUAUUCCUUCUCCGUCAAACCAGUGCGGCAGUCAAAAAAGUUACUAGCCGUUUCAAUCAAGGAGUGCUAUUGUCCAACAAGAUGGGCAGUUCAUUGUCAAGGUCAUAUAGUCCUAAUCCUAGUCAAGGCUCCAGUGUCGUUGAAAGUCGUUGCACUAUAUCACGCAUAGAAUCCAGCAACAAUUAUGUUGAAUCAAUUGUUUGUAAUGAGAAUGAACUUAAAGAAAACGAAAUGAAAGUGUUUGACAUCGGUGAUGACGGCGACGUGUUACUUAUCAAGCAGAAAGGUGAAAUUUCUGCUAUUGGUACAAAAUGUACUCACUACGGAGCCCCGCUAAUAAACGGUGCGCUGGGCGACGGCAGGGUGCGCUGCCCAUGGCACGGAGCAUGUUACAAUAUCAAAACUGGUGACAUUGAAGAUUUCCCCGGUUUUGACUCAGUGCCUUGCUAUCAAGUUACUAUCACAGAGAAGGGACAAGUUAAGGAGAUCAGUGCAAGACGAAAUGUGUUAGCUAUUGCUCGCGUCUUGCAGGCGUUAACGUCGAUUCUGCCAUUUAAUGUUUUCGGAUUAAAGGUAAGAGCAAAAAUCAGCGACUUGAAGGCGAACUCACGUACUAAAGAGAAUAUAGGUACACCGUCAAAAUGCGAUGGAUGUUCGGUAGUUAUUAUCGGUGCAGGACCCUCCGGAGCCACGUGCGCUGAAACACUUCGCACGGAAGGUUUCAGCGGACGCAUAACUAUGGUCAGCAAAGAAAACUACCUACCCUAUGACAGAGUUAAGGUGUCAAAAAUUGGGACCGUCACCGACAUCCAAAAACUCCAGGCUAGGACCGAACAGUAUUACAAAGACUCAAACAUUGAAAUACUUAAAGGCAUCGAAGCUAUAUAUGUGGAUACCAAGGAGCAAAUCGUUACUUUGACCGGUGCAAAAAAACUUAGUUACAGUUCCUUAUACAUCGCAACUGGCUCCAGUGCCCGGGUACCAGAUAUCCCCGGAAUAUACCUUAAAAAUGUUUACACGGUCCGAAACUUCGACGACUCUAUAAACAUCCUCAAUACAUUAGGCUCUGAGAAAAGUCUGGACGUGGUAGUCUUGGGUCUGAGUUUUAUCGGUUUAGAAAUUGCAUCCUCUUGCAAGGAAAAAGCUAAAUCUAUGACUGUCGUCGGCAAAGACAAUGCACCAUUGGGUCAAGUAUUCGGACCUGAAAUAGGUGGAAGUUUACAAAAGCUUUUCGAAUCAAAAGGUGUCAACUUCCAGUUCGAAACAACAAUAACCAAAUGUAACGGCUUGAACGGUGUGAUAAAAUCAGUGGAAUUGGCUAAUGGCACUACGCUACCUGCUGACAUGUUAGUAUUGGGAGUGGGAGCAACAUUCAAUACAGGAUUUUUGGAGAAUAGCGGUAUAAAAAUGGAAAACAACGGUGCGAUUGUCGUAAAUAAUUUGUUGGAAACUAAUGUAAAACAUGUUUAUGCUGGCGGUGAUAUUGCACAUGCUCCAGUUUUUGCUAGUAAUAAUAAAUCGAUGAGUAUAGGACACAUAGGAUUGGCUCAAUAUCAUGGUCGUAUAGCUGCAUUAAAUAUAUUAAAACGAGAUGUGCAGCUAAAAACUAUUCCAUUUUUCUGGACCAUGCUUUUCGGUAAAUCUAUUCGCUACACUGGUUGCGGAAAGCCUGCCAGCACACUUAUCGACGGAGAUGUGGAUGCGCUGAAAUUUGUUAUUUUCUUCUUUGAUGAGUCGGAUAAAGUAAUAGCGGUAGGUUCUUGCAUGAGAGACCCAGUAGUUGCUCAGUUCGCAGAGUUCACUAACCAAGGAAGAUCUUUGUACAAGAAAGACCUGACAAGCGACCUUUAUGCUUGGACGAAAAUGAAUUAA
Messenger RNA from Arctia plantaginis, 1878 nucleotides. Lineage: Eukaryota; Metazoa; Arthropoda; Insecta; Lepidoptera; Erebidae. The record is from the annotation of a GenBank genome assembly.